Molecule: messenger RNA, 1155 nt
Organism: Cyphellophora attinorum
Lineage: Eukaryota; Fungi; Ascomycota; Eurotiomycetes; Chaetothyriales; Cyphellophoraceae
Product: Aryl-alcohol dehydrogenase
Exons: 3
Coding region: 1-1155 (384 amino acids)
Biological process (GO): formaldehyde catabolic process
Cellular component (GO): cytosol
Molecular function (GO): S-(hydroxymethyl)glutathione dehydrogenase [NAD(P)+] activity; zinc ion binding
Source: RefSeq, a predicted model, not a curated record
AUGGCUUCAGUAACCGCGACCGCCUUCAUUGUUCACGAGAAGGGCGGACCUUUCACGGAGACCGCAGUACGGCUAUCUCAACUGCGGGACGAUGAGGUACUCGUGGAUCUACGUGCCACCAGUAUCUGCCAUACAGAUCUUGCAGUCCAACAUGGCAAGAUCCCUAUGCAAUUUCCAGUAGUCCUCGGCCACGAAGGUGCCGGCGUUGUACGGGAGGUCGGCACUGCAGUCAGCUCAUACAAGCCAGGAGAUCACGUCGUGUUGUCGUACGCUUCCUGCGCACAAUGCCGAGCGUGCCUCGCGAAAAAGCCUUAUCAAUGCGAAACAGCCACUUUACAACAAUUUGGUGGCAAGAGACUGGACGGAAGCUCAGCUAUCACACACGUCCAGGACGAAAACGGCUCUUGGGUACCCACAGACGCAUUCAGCACCUGUUUCUUCGGGCAGUCGUCGUUCUGCAAUCCGGCCAUAGUUCGUGAGGUCUCGUGUGUAAAAGUGCCAGAGACACUUCCGCUGGAAGUUAUCUGUACAUUAGGUUGUGGUUUUCAAACAGGUGCUGGGGCCGUCUUCAAUGUGGUCAGGCCAGCCGAGCGGAACAUUCAGCAUGUCGCCAUCUUUGGGGUCGGCGCUGUGGGCUGUGCGGCGGUAAUGGCUGCUAGUCAUCUGCGGAACACUACGGGGAGUCAGUACCACAUAAUCGCCAUCGAUAUCAACGACGAGAGGUUGGCUAUAGCGAAGGAGCUGGGGGCUACGUUCACUAUCAACAGUCGCAGUAAUAAUUUGCUACACGAGCUCAAGGCCAUAACAAGCAACGGAGUGGACGCAGCUAUCGACUGCACAGGUGUCUCGGAAGUUGUUGCCGAUAUGUUCUCUAUCCUCAGUGUGGGCGGUGUUGCUGUGCAAGUGGGUGGGCCACCGCCGGGCACGAAAUUCGCGCUGGAUGUGUUCGACUUGUUAAUAAAGUGCCAGUCGUACGUGGGCUGUCAUCAGGGCAAUUCAUAUUCCAAGGAGUUCAUACCACAGAUGGCCAAGCUGUAUUCGGAAGGCACCUUUCCAAUCGAGAAGCUGCAGAAGCAGUACCCAGUGCGCGAUAUCGGGAGGGCUUGUGCGGAAAUGGCUUCUGGGAAGGUCAUUAAGCCUGUCCUGCUCUGGUAG